Messenger RNA from Dipodomys spectabilis (banner-tailed kangaroo rat), 1841 nucleotides. RefSeq names its product SHC adaptor protein 3 (gene Shc3). Bases 1 to 1797 code for a protein of 598 amino acids. Gene Ontology annotation, molecular function: receptor tyrosine kinase binding. Lineage: Eukaryota; Metazoa; Chordata; Mammalia; Rodentia; Heteromyidae. Gene Ontology annotation, cellular component: plasma membrane. The record is from RefSeq and is a predicted model, not a curated record. The transcript is spliced from 12 exons. Gene Ontology annotation, biological process: cell surface receptor protein tyrosine kinase signaling pathway; intracellular signal transduction.
AUGCUUCCACGCACCAAGUACAACCGCUUCAGGAAUGACUCGGUGACAUCGGUCGAUGACCUUCUCCACAGCUUGUCGGUAAGCGGUGGUGGCCGUGGCAGCAAGGUCUCCGCCGAGCGCACCACCCGGGCGGCGACCCCCUACCUGGUGUCCGGCGAGGGGCUGCGAAAGGCGUCCGACGAUGGGCCCGGCAGCCUGGGCCACCUGCUUCACAAGGUGUCCCACCUGAAACUCUCCAGCUCGGGCCUCCGCGGCCUGUCGUCGGCCGGCCGGGAGCGGGCGGGAGCGCGGCUCUCGGGGAGCUGCAGCGCGCCCAGCCUGGCCGCCCGGGACAGCAGCGCGCCCCCGGCCCCCCGCGCCCCGGCUGUCAGCAUGAGCACCGGCCGGAAGGGCCGGCCGGGCGACGAGCCACUGCCCAGGCCCCCUCGGGGGGUGCCACACUCCAGCGACCAGGUGCUGGGGCCCGGAGUCACCUAUGUCGUCAAGUACUUGGGGUGCAUUGAAGUUCUGCGCUCAAUGAGGUCUCUUGACUUCAGUACAAGAACACAAAUUACCAGGGAAGCCAUCAGCCGUGUCUGCGAAGCAGUGCCUGGUGCCAAAGGAGCACUCAAGAAAAGGAAGCCUCCAAGCAAAAUGCUAUCCAGCAUCCUGGGAAAGAGCAAUCUCCAGUUUGCAGGAAUGAGCAUCUCCCUGACCAUCUCCACCGCCAGCCUGAACCUGAGGACACCUGACUCCAAACAGAUCAUAGCUAACCAUCACAUGCAGUCCAUUUCCUUCGCCUCAGGAGGAGACCCGGACACAACAGACUAUGUUGCCUAUGUAGCCAAGGACCCUGUGAAUCGCAGAGCUUGCCAUAUUCUGGAAUGCUGUGAUGGGCUGGCUCAAGAUGUCAUCGGCUCCAUCGGACAAGCCUUUGAGCUCCGCUUUAAGCAAUACCUGCAGUGUCCUUCCAAGAUUCCGGCUCUCCAGGACCGGAUGCAGAGUCUGGAUGAGCCAUGGACAGAAGAGGAGGGAGAGGGUCCAGACCACCCAUACUACAAUAGUAUUCCCAGCAAGAUGCCUCCUCCAGGAGGGUUUCUUGAUGCUCGACUGAAAACCAGACCCCAGACCCCUGACACAGCCCAGUUUGCAGGAAAAGAGCAAACUUAUUACCAGGGAAGACACUUAGGAGAUACGUUUGGUGAAGACUGGCAGCCAACACCCAUCAGGCAAGGGUCCUUGGACAUUUACAGCAUGCCAGAAGGGAAAGCCAAUAUGGCCCCCAUGGGAGAAGCACCCACCUACAUCAACACCCAGCACAUCCCAGCACAGGCCCUGCCAGCCGCAGCCAGCAGUGCAGAGAGCAGCCCACGGAAGGAUCUCUUUGACAUGAAACCUUUUGAAGACGCUCUCAAGAACCAGUCCCUGGGACCAGUGUUGAGCAAGGCAGCCUCUGUGGAGUGCAUCAGCCCUGUCUCACCCAGAGCUCCAGAUGCCAAGAUGCUGGAGGAGUUGGAUGCUGAGCCUUGGUACCAGGGAGAGAUGAGCAGGAAGGAGGCCGAGGGGCUACUGGAGAAAGAUGGAGACUUCCUAGUCAGGAAGAGCACUACGAAUCCUGGCUCCUUUGUCCUCACUGGCAUGCACAAUGGCCAGGCCAAGCACCUGCUACUGGUGGACCCCGAAGGCACGAUCCGGACAAAGGACAGGGUCUUUGACAGCAUCAGCCACCUCAUCCACCACCACCUGGAGAGCAGCCUGCCCAUCGUCUCUGCUGGGAGUGAGCUCUGCCUCCAGCAGCCAGUGGAGAGGAAACAGUGAGCCUGUCUGCCCUCUCCCGAUGCUGAACGCCAGGUCAGGAGGAC